Neomonachus schauinslandi (Hawaiian monk seal) is the source of this 263-nucleotide messenger RNA. It is a transcript of the gene ATP5IF1, whose product is annotated as ATP synthase inhibitory factor subunit 1. Gene Ontology annotation, cellular component: mitochondrion. Bases 57 to 263 code for a protein of 68 amino acids. Gene Ontology annotation, molecular function: ATPase inhibitor activity. The transcript is spliced from 3 exons. Gene Ontology annotation, biological process: negative regulation of ATP-dependent activity. The record is from RefSeq and is a predicted model, not a curated record. NCBI's taxonomy places the organism in Eukaryota, Metazoa, Chordata, Mammalia, Carnivora, Phocidae.
CCCAAAGUCAUUAGCGCCCGCAGAGAGGUGACUGGAGAAGUCCUGCUACAACAACAAUGGCUGUCACCGCGUUGGCUGCCCGGGUGCGGCUGGGCGUGUGGGGCGUUAGGGCCCUGGAAGCCCGAGGCUUCAGCUCCGAACGGUCAGACUCCGGCGCGGGCUCGAUCCGGGAGGCAGGUGGGGCCUUCGGAAAGAGAGAGCAAGCUGAAGAGGAACGAUACUUCCGGUAUUGCAAGUUAUGCUUAGAGAUCUCUGUGGGGUGA